Photinus pyralis (common eastern firefly) is the source of this 1817-nucleotide messenger RNA. It is a transcript of the gene Lnpk, whose product is annotated as endoplasmic reticulum junction formation protein lunapark-B. The transcript is spliced from 4 exons. NCBI's taxonomy places the organism in Eukaryota, Metazoa, Arthropoda, Insecta, Coleoptera, Lampyridae. The record is from RefSeq and is a predicted model, not a curated record. Gene Ontology annotation, biological process: endoplasmic reticulum tubular network organization. Bases 302 to 1435 code for a protein of 377 amino acids. Gene Ontology annotation, cellular component: endoplasmic reticulum tubular network.
AGGCACUUAAUAAUGCCCGAAAGGACACAAUUAAUUAACCCGGGCUAAUUAAAAGUUAUUAACAAAAUGUGGCUUUUAGCCAGGUGGCCACUGUUGAAAAGGCUAAAUAUAAAGUUGACAGCUGCUUUAAAAAUUUCUUGUAAUUUGAAUAAUGAUGAUGUCUUGAAAAACACAAUCAUUUUGUAUUGAAUUAGAAAAUGAUAAUGAAUAUUCAUGAUACGGUUAUGUUGUGAAAGUUAAAUUUCUACUAGCGGCUUAUCUUCUGAUAUUCUUGUCACUUUAGCAUUGCACGUAGCUGAAAAUGGGAGCUAUCGCAUCGAAGUUUAGGAAAAAGAAGACUACGUAUGAGGUUCUCGAAUCCAUCGAAACCGAAAUUAAAUCCAUAGAAGAAUUUCAAAGGAACACCGAAUUGAUUCGUAAACGAAUCGUCGGCCGGUUCGUGAUGCUAGCAGUAGCACUUUACGUGAUUACGGCAUUUCUCUUUUACUUCUAUUGCUUUCCCGCAAACAUUUACGAUCGACUAUUUUACAUAAUACCGCUCCUAUUCGCGCCCGUUUUAAUCUUACUAGUGAAGCAAACGUUAACGUGGUACUACCAGAGGAAAAUUUCCCGAAAGCAGAAUAAAGUAGUGAACUUACGUAAUGAGAAAAAAGCCAUUUUGGAGAAGGUGAUGGAUACAGAAACGUACAAGGUGGCUAAAAGUAUUUUGGAUAAAUUCGCACCUCCGGAACCGAUCCGUAAGCUUCCAGAGGCGGGGACGCCUGCACGACACGUGAAACCGCCCGUACCGUCUACAGCCGUUAACGCCGGUUUACGCCAACGUGCCAUUUCCCCCAAACCACAAGUUUUACCUACACCGAUACGGCCAAUUCCCGUUUCACAGCCUUUGACGGCGGUAACAACACGAGCACCCUCGGGACAAGCACCACCAAUGUUACCAAUGCCAAGGACCAUCUUACCAAGGGAAAGAUCUACGUUUGAUAGGAUGGUCGAUUAUUUAGUCGGUGAUGGACCAUCGAAUCGAUACGCCUUAAUUUGCAAUAAUUGUUACGGUCAUAAUGGAAUGGCAUACCGAGACGAAGCCGAGUAUAUGUCGUUCCGUUGCUGUUACUGUUACACCUUUAAUCCGGCGGUGAAAAAACGACCGGUUGCACCAAAAUUCGAAUAUGUACUACAAUCCGCACCGGAGUCGGACUCGGACUCCGAAAAGAAUUCUCCACCGGACAGCAGCGACUCCGACGACGGCGUUGUGGUCAUUAAAUCGGCGCAGGAAGUCGAGGAUUCGUCAGAAAGCAAAGGCGAAGGUGUAGAGGAGAAAGUUGUCGAGGAAGAUCAUGCAAAGGACCAAACGGUUCAUGAAAAUAUUGAAAAAGUUGGUACUACUGAUGAAAAUACUGAAAAAGUUGCGAAUACUGAUUCUGAAACAAAAGACUGAUUCGACGCUUAUAAAAUUUUUGAAAAUUUUGUUAUCUAUUCUAUAAACGAAUGUAUUUUAACUUUACAGUACAGUAAUUACUUGUAUUUAUUUUAAUUAAGAGCACCCAUUAAUUAUAGCAAUAUUUUACAAUGAUAUUAGUAUUUGUUUUAAUACCCCCAUCUGAUAGAAAUAAUUAAAAUAGUUGGAUGUAUGUGAAUAAUUUAUUGAUUGAUUGUAAAUAUUUAUAGAAUGAUUGCUUUUAACUUUUUUUAAACCAUGUAUUGCGAAGGUGUUUUUGUAAUAUGUUAUCUCGGUUGAAGCAAUUGUGACAUAUACUGUACAUGUCAUGUUAUCUACCAUGAUAAGAGAACGAAGGUUAAUAAAUGUCGGUUAAAACUUU